This is a messenger RNA of Durusdinium trenchii, 1526 nucleotides long. The record is from the annotation of a GenBank genome assembly. Lineage: Eukaryota; Dinophyceae; Suessiales; Symbiodiniaceae.
CGCAUUUUCAGCCUCCUUUCGCGAUGGAGCUGACCUCAGCUCCCACGCGCGCCGCUGUGGUGCCACCCAGUGCCAGACAUGUAGCCUGCAGAAGGUUGCUGCGCUCGCAGACGACGGGGGUCGGCUUUGCUCCAGUAGCUCUGCUGGUGCCAGCGCUGCCGGCUAGGAGGUCGCGCAAGCGAAGAUCCUCGCGUGCUGGGCUUGCCAGCAUCGCCGAUCAAUUCAGGUGAGCCUCAGGUACUCCCUGAUCUGCUCCAGACCUUGCAAAAUGUCUACCAGGCCAAGCUACAACCGCUGGAAGAGCAUUUGCAAUUUCAGCGCUUCUAUGACACCGCCGAGCUAUCGGCGGCCUACUUUACUGCAAAGCCGAUGGUGCUAGUCUUGGGCCAGUACUCGACAGGGCAUUGGUAUUGGAGUCCCAGUGGCUGUGCACAAAGACCCUGUAAGCGAUGCGGAGGUCAAAGAUGUGUAUACUCAUGAUCGGGUAAAGACCUCCGAAGAUGAGUCCAAAGAAAGACAGAGGAGCGUCGUGGAAAACAUUCUGGAUGGUCCAUUGGCAGCUGCUUGAGCCAGAGCCCACCACUGACAAGUUCGUGGCGAUCAUGGCAGGGCCCUCUAGACAGCAGCUUCCAGGUUUUGCUCUUUGCAGCAACCCGGCGAAGUCGUUCGACCAGCUCCAAACCUUCGGUUCUCGCUUCCUCGAGCGCUUUGAGGGAGCAUUGCUUGUGCGCAUUUGUCACGCCGUCCCGGUCCUGGGGUCCUUGAGCUUCGUUGACACGCCUGGCGUCCUUAGCGGAGACAAGCAGCGCAUGGGCCGAAGCUAUGACUUUGAAGGAGUCAUGGGCUGGUUUGCGGAGCACGCCGACCUUGCAAAUGGCAUUCUACGCGCGGCCCUGCAUUUGUUUUCCUCUCGUGGAAAAUGAGGCUGGACAUCAGGGACGAAUUUCGGCGCUGCCUCGAAGCUUUGUGCAAGAACAGCAAGCGGAAAGUCCGCUUCGUUCUGAACAAGGCUGAGUCUGGACCGCUUUGAAUUGGUCCACGUCUUCGGAGAUGCCCUACGUCUUUGUUUCGGCCGCAGCGCAGCGCUGUGCAGAGUUGCCGGACGAGACCCGGACUUCUUCCUGAGCGAAGAGGCCAAAUUACGCCAAGAAGUCUGGCAAGUGCCUUGUGACAACGCAACCCGGAAGGUAAAUCCAGUUGGAAAGAGGGACGCUUGGCUGGGCAGGGUCGCGCUCUUCCGCAAUUUUGGUGAUGACAAGACCAUCAAGCCAGUGCCGUCGCACUUGUUUCGAGCAGCGGAGGAAGCUUUGAACACCGACGUCCCUGUGCUAUUGGAGCGCGUGGCUGCUGAGCGCGAGGAGAUGAUACAGCAAGGCGUCCCCGGAGCAGAUCCUCCUCAAGACGGGUGUGGACAAAGAGCCUGGCCAAACUGCCACAGCCACACCAGAGCAUGGAGCGCGCGAAGCCCCAGAAGCUGCAACCCCCAAGGUGCCAAAGGCGGACUCCGAAUCAAGGGACCAACCUGC